CCUGCGUUAUCUGCCGACUCACGCUGUUCAUUCGCUUCAACAUUUUGCUUUAGUAUUUUGUCUCAGCAAACGUCAGCGUUAUAUAUUUGUCCUCAGGUUUUGCUGUGUGAUGUUGAUAAUCGCCUCCACACUGAGAUGUUACUGACGGAUUUUUUACAGAGACUGUUUGAUGAGAUGAACUAAAACUCCAAGCUUGUUGUGUCUGAGAUGACACAUUUCCCAGGUCUUCUCUUGCCCCUGAUAUGUUCACUGCACUUAGAUUUACCUCCAAAAACACUUCAAGAUAUGGCCUUUAAAGGAAGUACUAAGAAAACAUUAUCUGGUCAUCAUGAAGAAUAUCAUGAAGAAAUGAAGAACCAAAAUUACCAGUGCUCAGAUUGUGGGAAGAGAUUUAGUUACCCAAGUCAUUUAAAAAGACAUCAGCGCAUUCACACAGGAGAGAAGCCGUAUUACUGCUCACAGUGUGGAACGAGUUUUACAAGGGCUGGUGACCUACGAAAACACCAGCGCAUUCACACAGGAGAGAAGCCAUAUCAGUGCUUGCGGUGUGAAAAGAGUUUUUCUACUUCUAGUUCUCUCCAAACACACGAGCGCAUUCACACUGGAGUUAAGCCGUAUCACUGCACACAGUGUGGGACGAGUUUUACACAGGCAGGUCACCUGCAAACACACCAGCGCAUUCACACUGGAGAGACGCCGUAUCAGUGCUUACGGUGUGGGAAGAGUUUUACUGCAGCUACUAAUUUUCAAAAACACCAGCGUAUUCACACAGGAGAGAAGCCGUAUUACUGCUCACAGUGUGGGAAGAGUUUUACUGCAGCUAGUUCUCUCCAAACACACCAGCGCAUUCACACUGGCAAUAAGCCGUAUCACUGCUCACAGUGUGGGAAGAGUUUUACUGCAGCUAGUUCUCUCCAAACACACCAGCGGAUUCACACUGGAGAUAAGCCGUAUCACUGCACACAGUGUGGGAUGAGUUUUACACAGGCAGGUCACCUGCAAACACACCAGCGGAUUCACACUGGAGAUAAGCCGUAUUGCUGCACACAGUGUGGGAUGAGUUUUACACAGGCAGGUCACCUGCAAACACACGAGCGCAUUCACACUGGAGAGAAGCCGUAUCAGUGCUUAUGGUGUGGGAAGAGUUUUACUGCAGCUACUAGUUUUCAAACACACCAGCGCAUUCACACAGGGGAGAAGCCAUAUUAUUGCUUACAGUGUGGGAAGAGUUUUACUGCUGCUAGUUGUCUCCAAGCACACCAGCGUAUUCACACAGGAGAGAAGCCAUAUCAUUGUGCACAGUGUGGGAAGAGUUUUACACAAGCAUGUCAUCUGCAAAUGCAUCAGCGUAUUCACACAGGAGAGAAGCCGUAUCAGUGCUCACAGUGUGGGAUGAAUUUUACACAGGCAUGUCACCUGCAAACACACCAGCGUAUUCACACAGGAAAGAAGCUAAAUUAGUGCUCACAGUGCGGGAGGAGUUUUGGACAUGCAGGUCAAUUCAGAAGACACCAGUGAUUUUACACAGGAUUGGGACUAAACAGCUGUGUCCAUAAGAAAACCACUUGAUAGCGAGAACCAUCAGAAAGACUUGAAUUUGCUGGGGAUCAUAAUGAUUUGACAUUGGAGCAAUGGAAAAAGGUUAUGUGGCCUGAUAAUUCCAGAUUGAGCGUUUUCCAGAGUGAUUGGUGCAUCAGGGGCAUGGCUGAUAUCAACACACUGAAGGCCACAGAGAGCACAACAAUGGGGAUCUACUAUAUGUUGCCAUGGGGACUUCCAGCAGUGACUGUUCUGAUGCUGGAGUAAUCCUCGAGGGUGAUUCUUGAUUCGCUGUUCCUUCAGAUGUCAUGAGCAAAAUUCUUCUACCUCUACAUUCCUGGACUGAGUGGUUUGACUGGUUUAAGCAAAUUUAAGGUUACUGAUGUUGUGCAGUUGUAAUUACGGUCAAAUUAUUUGCAUAUUUAAGUAAUUGCAUAAAUUAAUAUUGCAUAUGCUGUUUUACCGUUGUAAUUCGUAUACAGUUAUCUGCAUGUUUGUUGUUUCUAUUUUGUUUGGCUAUAUUCUAUAUUUUGCAGAAUAAUCUUUGCAUUGUUUCAUAGCGCCUUAACGUAAACUUGUUCAGUGCAUUUCUUGUUCAAGGAGUUGUGUAAACUAUAAUAUUUUCAAAAUUUAAAAACACUAAAAUGCAGUGUUUCAGCUUGGUGACAUCAAUUUGCUACAUUUUUGUGUCAUUUUAACUCUGCUCUUUUAAUGUGCGGACACCUGCUGUUGAUGGAGAAUCUUGAUUAAAGGUUUUGAA
Clarias gariepinus (North African catfish) is the source of this 2299-nucleotide messenger RNA. RefSeq names its product zinc finger protein 420-like. The transcript is spliced from 4 exons. Lineage: Eukaryota; Metazoa; Chordata; Actinopteri; Siluriformes; Clariidae. Gene Ontology annotation, molecular function: DNA-binding transcription repressor activity, RNA polymerase II-specific. Gene Ontology annotation, biological process: negative regulation of transcription by RNA polymerase II. The record is from RefSeq and is a predicted model, not a curated record. The coding region runs from base 208 to 1461 and encodes 417 amino acids.